Messenger RNA from Pyricularia pennisetigena, 1350 nucleotides. RefSeq lists its product as uncharacterized. Gene Ontology annotation, molecular function: transmembrane transporter activity. Bases 1 to 1350 code for a protein of 449 amino acids. The record is from RefSeq and is a predicted model, not a curated record. The transcript is spliced from 3 exons. Lineage: Eukaryota; Fungi; Ascomycota; Sordariomycetes; Magnaporthales; Pyriculariaceae. Gene Ontology annotation, biological process: transmembrane transport.
AUGGCGUUCUUCAGGAGCGUCCUCGCCCAGAUGAUCAUCUGCGGUGUUAUUGCGCUACUUGGGCCAGGUCUAUGGAAUGCCAAUAACUCACUUGGUGCUGGUGGUGCCUUGGAGCCCUACCUUGUCAACGCUGGAAACUCGAUCGUUUUUGCUUUCAUGGGCCUCUUCUCGAUUCUGUCUCCCGUGUUCGUCAACUGGAUCGGAGUCAAGCAGACCCUGAUCCUCGGGACCCUGGGUUGGUCCAUCUACAGCGGAUCGCUUUACCAGAACAACCGCUUCGGCACCGAGUGGUUCGUCAUCCUGGGGGCCUUCAUCUGUGGCAUCAGUGCCGGGUUCUACUGGGCGGCCGAGGGCGCCGUGAUCCUGUCGUACCCGGAACACCGCAAGCGAGGGCGAUACCUGGCCCUCUGGCUGGCCUUCAAGAACAGCGGCCAGCUGAUCGGAGGCAGCAUCAACCUGGGACUAAACGCCAGCACCGCGGUCGCCGGCAAGGUGUCGUGGGUCACGCUGCUCGUCUUUGUGUGCCUGCAGGCCCUCUCCCUGCCGGUCGCGUUCCUGCUCUCCCCGCCGCACAAGGUGGUGCGCAAGGACGGCUCGCCCAUCCAUGUCGACGAGCGCACGCCCAUGCUCGAGCAGCUGCGGCGCAUCUGGACCACCAUCUCGACGCGCCGCGUCGGCCUGCUGCUGCCCAUCUUCUUCAGCAGCUGGUUCUACUGGGGCUACGGCUCGACGUACCUGACGCUGUACUUUACGGUGCGCGCCCGCGCCCUCGCGUCCUUCCUGUCGGCCAUCACGGGCACCAUCGCCUGCAUCGGCUUCGGCGUCUUUCUGGACUCGGACAGGUUCACGGUCAAGCAGCGCAUCCGCUGGGGGUUCCUGGCGUCGUGCGGACCCUUCACCCUGCUCUGGAUCUGGGUCUUUGUGGUGCAGCACGACUUCAACAAUGCGCACCCGGGUGCCCUGGACUGGCUGAGCCCCGGGUUUGGGCGCGCCUUUGGCGUCUACAUCAUGCUCAACACGAUCGGCAACAUGGUGCAGAACUUUUUGUACUUUUUGGUCGGCACCAUCGGCGACGGCACCUCGGAGCUGAGCAGGCUGACGGGCUUGCUCAGGGGCGUAGAAAGCUGGGGCCAGUGCGCUUCUUUUGGGAUCAGCAGCAGCAAAUUCAAUCUAUUCCACACCGUUAUUAUCAACCUCGUGCUUUGGGUGGUCAGCCUGGUACCUGCAUUUGUUAGCGUCUGGGAGGUGGAGGAUAGGAAGCACGCGGGAGCUGUCGAGCCCUCCGAGACUGACGGCAAGGUCGAACCGGUUGACAGAGUCGGUGUCGAUGGGGAAAUACCCAAGGUUUGA